CAUCUUGUCGCUCAGACUAGAGAUGCACCGAUCCGACUUUUUCAGUUCCGAUACCGAUACCGAUGCCGUGGCUUUGCGUAUCGGUCGAUACCCGAUACCGAUCCGAUAUUAUGGUUGACUUGAUUGAUUGAUUGAUUGUAUAUUUAUUGAUCCCCAGGGGUUGGGAAAUUCAGGCCCCAGCCGUAUUCAUACCACAGAGUGGGUAUACAAAAGACACACAGAUGGCAUGAGCGCAACUCAAUAGGCUCUCAUAAGGCUGCCACACAACGGUGCCACAAAGAAAGGCAGAAAGUGCUCAAGAUAAAAGCCAUCAAAGCAAAACAAAGCUAAAAGACAAAGGAAAAAAAGUAACAGCGGCCAACCAGCACCCCUCAAUACAAGAGAACACCCCAAAACACACAAAAUAGCCUCCACGGGGUCCAUAGACAGGUGUAGGGGCAGUCCAGUUCAAACUUAACAAGCUACAUAACUCUACAUGUGGAACAGAAAAGACCAAAGGCAAUGGCAUCAGGCAGACUACACAGUUCUUUGCUCUAAAUUAGGGGUGUCCAAACUAACGGUCCAGUUUUUAUUGGCCCGCAGCAAAUUCUGAAAACAUAAUUGAAUAUGGCCCGCACAAGAAGCUUGAGCUCAGCUUCUCAGUUUCCACACUAGAUGGAGCCCGCCACACAAAGCGUUUGAGGUCCCAUUAACACCCCCCCCGGAAGAGAAGCGAACACGCAGCGUUUCACAUCCGAUUAGCCCCCCCCCCAUUCGGGAGAGAAGCGAACGCGCAGCCUUUGACGUCCCAUUAGCAACCCGAAGAGAAGCGAACGCGCAUGGUUUGACGUCCGCUUAGCAACCCGGGGAAGAGAAGCGAACGUUCGCUCCAUGUUUGCGUUUGUUUAGAAAACUCUCGUGGCAUGCGGCACACGUGCUGCUGGCGUAUGACGUAGCCCGCGUCCCAAUAGAUUAAGGAAAGUAUCGGCUCACAGAUCGGCUGUAUUGCCCGAUACCCGAUCCAUCUAUUUUGUUGAUAUCGGGACCGAUAUCCGAUCCAGAUAUCGGAUCGGUGCAUCUCUAGCUCAGACCUUAGACAGAUCCGAGCCAUCUCGUCCUCCAUGGGCAAUAUUGCUGUAGUGAUGAGACGGUUAAACAGAGCACGCAGGCAACACAACAACAUCCACACAAGGAGGGGAGCUGUAUUAUUGCCGCCAAAAAGGCACAGACCAGGCAGUCCAAGUGAAGGUUGUCUGUGGUGCUGAAGAGGCAAAUUUUUAAGAGUUUUCAUGCCAGCCCGGCAGGGGCACACACCGGGCAAAAUAAAACAACACACAGCAUCUCUCUGAGAUAUUACUGGCCAGCGAUGUCUGUUGACAUUAAUGGGUGUCCCAGUGCACCGAAUGUCAGGCAGCCGGCAUAUCAAUAAAAAGCCCAACAGAGGUCAUGCCUAUACAGGUGUCUCAGCCAUUCGAACUCUUGGGGAUGGACCUCAUUGGCGAACUGGCUCAGACAAAAGAUGGAUACCAAUAUAUUUGCGUGAUGGUCGAUUAUUUCACGAAAUGGCCUCAAGCCUAUCCAUUGAGGUCGAAGUCUGCUGCUGAUGUUACCGCCUGUAUCCUAAAAUUCGUCUACCAAUUUGAGUCGCCAAAAAGGAUCUUGGCAGAUCAAGGCAAAGAAUUUGUCAAUGCAAGCUCUGAGCAAAGUGGUUUGUCAGCAUCCAGAAAGCUGGGAUGAAUAUUUGGAUCCAGUUAUCUUUGGUCUCCGGACCAAAAAAUGACGACAAACUACUCGCCUUACUUUCUAAUGUUCGGCAGAGAGGCACGCUACCCCAUUCAAGUGCUAGAACACUACGAGGUUGAUGGCACUGUGGAGCAUGUGGUGAGGAUCGAAGUUACGGCACAAGACCAUAACGAACAAGACCAACUAUUUGAGCAAGUUAGAGAGCACAUUAGAAAAGCGCAGGAAAAAACAAGGGACCCAAAAACAACCUCAGGGACCACACCAACUGUACACAUCGGAGAUCUUGUUCUAAAACAAAAUAUCAGGUCUCAACAAAGAAAGGGAGGAAAAUUGAACCUCAAUUUUUUGGGGCCAUACAAAAUUGUGGCGAUUGAGGGCAAGACAGCUGACCUCCAGGAUGAGAAUGGAACCUUGGUCCCCAAAAUAAACAUUGACCACCUAAAACCAUACAAAGAAAAUAAACAAAAAGUGCCUCAUAGGUAUGAAAACAAAAAAGGAGCAUCCUCCUGGAUGACACAGUCACCAUCCCCACCAGCCUCAGCUCCUCCAGCCACUGCUCCUCCAGCCACUGCUCCUCCAGCCGCAGCUCCUCCAACCACCGCUCCCUCUUCCACUGCUCCACCAGCCGCAGCUCCUCCAAGCACCGCUCCCAAUGCCACUGCUCCACCAGCCGCAGCUCCUCCAAGCACCGCUCCCACUGCCACUGCUCCUCUAGCCUCAGCUCCUCCAGCCAUUGCCCCCUCUGCCACUGCUCCUCCAGCCUCAGCUCCUCCAACCACCGCUCCCUCUCCCACUGCUCCACCAGCCGCAGCUCCUCCAACCACCGUUCCCUCUUCCACUGCUCCACCAGCCGCAGCUCCUCCAAGCACCGCUCCCACUGCCACUGCUCCUCCAGCCUCAGCUCUUCCAGCCAUUGCCCCCUCUGCGACUGCUCCUCCAGCCUCAGAUCCUCCAACCACCGCUGCCUCUCCCACUGCUCCACUAGCCGCAGCUCCUCCAACCACCGCUCCCUCUCCCACUGCUCUACCAGCCGCGGCUCCUCCAAGCACCGCUCCCACUGCCACUGCUCCUCCAGCCUCAGCUCCUCCAAGCACCGCUCCCACUACCACUGCUCCUCCAGCCUCAGCUCCUCCAGCCACUGCCCCCUCUGCCACUGCUCCUUCAGCCACAGCUUCUCCAGCCACGGCUCCCUUUUCCCCUGCUCUUAAUACCGCAACACCACCACGACUGUCUUUGACUUUUGGACAAACGAGGGAAAAUGUGGACAAAUACGUUCAAGAUGCCUGGAAGGGAAAGCACAUCCAUGUUCUCCUAUCAAAAAUCGGGGCGUACAAAUUGUUCUUUUGGGACAUUAUGGACGUUAGACCCAAUUCUGAGCUGGAAUCGGAGCCCGGGUUCCCGCAACGCGAAGGCGGAUGCCCUGUCGCGUUCGUUUCCUGGCGGGGAGGAGGGACGGGGUCCGCCUCCCACUAUUCUCCCGAGCUCGGUGCGGGUGGCGGCACUCAUGGGAGAUUGAACGCCAAGUGGAAGCCGCAUCACGCGAUCAACCUGGCCCCAGCAACUGCCCGGAAGGUCGCCUGUUCGCCUGAGGGCUUGCGCUCGUCCGUGCUGCAAUGGGCACACGACUCACGCCUGGUCUGUCAUCCCGGAGCUGCGUGCACGAGGUAUGUGGUGGCGCAGCGUUUCCGGUGGCCCACCUGGCAAGUGGACACCAGCGAUUACGUCAGAGCCUGCUCAAUAUGUAACCGCUGUAAGACAUCUACUCGUCCUCCGGCCGGGCUGCUCCAACCCUUGCCGGUUCCCCGGCGUCCCUGGUCUCACCUGUCCAUCGACUUUGUCACGGGCCUUCCCCCCUCGGAGGGGAACACGGUGGUCCUCACGGUGGUGGACUGGUUCAACAAAAUGACGCACUUCAUUCCUCUGCCUAAGCUUCCCUCCGCGAAGCAGACUGCGUCCAACAUGGUGCGGGAGGUGUUUCGUCACCACGGCCUCCCACAGGACAUCGUGUCGGACCGUGACCCGCAGUUCGCGUCCACCUUCUGGGCAGAGUUCUGCCGACUCCUCGGCGCUACGGCCAGCCUCUCGUCGGGGUUUCACCCUCAGUCCAACGGUCAAGCGGAGCGUCUGAACCAGGAGCUGGGCAGGUCCCUCCGAUGCAUGGCCGCCGGGGACCAGCGUGGGUGGGUCCAACAGCUGCCUUGGGUGGAGUACGCCCACAAUUCCCUCCCCAGCUCGGCUACGGGACUGUCGCCCUUCCACCGCGUCUUCGGGUACCAGCCGCCCUUGUUCGCCCACCAGGAACGUGAAACGGCGUGCCCGUCGGCCCAGGCUUGUGUCCGCCGUUGUCGUCGUGCCUGGGCAAGGGCCCGGACUGCUCUGUUUCAGGCUGCGCCGGCCCCGGAGUACAGAGUGGGCCAACGGGUGUGGCUCUCGACGCAGGAUUUGCCGCAGCGAAAGGGGUCCUGCAAGCUGGCGCCGCACUUUGUUGGACCGUUUCCCAUCCAGAAGGUGAUCAGCCCGUCCGCCGUCCGUCUCCUCCUUCCGGAAUCCAUGAAGGUACACCCCACGUUCCACAUGUCCCGUGUGCGGCCCGUCUUUGAGAGCGCAUUGGUGCCCGUGCCGCCGCCAAUACCUGGUGGAUUGGGAGGGCUAUGACGACGCCCACCGCUCCUGGGUCCCGAGCUGCUGGAUCCUCGACCGUUCGCUCAUCGCGGAGUUCCAUCGCUGUCACCCGGGCCCCCGGUGCGGACAGCCGAGGACGGUUGAGGGGCCCAGGGGUAAGGGCCCGAGGCGGCCUUGUCCGCCGGUGCCGCAGUCUUCUGCCCCCGCGUUCAUCGAUCCUGCGUCCGACGAGGGAUCAGACGUUUCGACGGAGUACUCGUCCAGGGGGUUGCCUUCCUCUGCCUUAUUUUUUUUUUUGUGUUUUAGUGCUCUGGGGACGUCAGGAGCCGUCCCUUGUGGGGGGGGUUCUGUCACGUACUGGCGCCACCUGUGACAGGACCACGCCCCCCUAUCAGCGGAAUCGCCGCCACCUGCCACAGCCUCAUGGACAGCGCUAUAUCAACGCCGCCAGCGCAGACCAGAUUGUCCGUCUGUCCCGUGAUGUUUCGCUCUCCGGUCCACGACAAACUGACGUCCGUGAAGAAAUCGAAGAUACAGCAGAACCGCUUGUUUCUCCAAGCCGAUCGCCGAUCCAGCGCCGGCUCCAGCUUCGCCCACCCGCAAUAAAGGCAAUCAUGCCAAGAGAAAAAAGUUCCUUCCUAUUUGAUCCUCUUGGGUGUUCAUGCGCAAGAAAGGGUGCAAUGUUUCCAGGUGGACUUGCGGCACUGGCAACAAGAUUCAACCUCUCGUGCUGUAUUUGCUUUGAAAGUAUGCAUUUGAUUUACAGACUAGAUUUACCAAACUCAUAUCACUCAAUUAUGCAAAACCUUAAUCAAACAUUACUCAAAACUAGAAAACUAAUUUAGAGUUCAUACAACAAAAGACUAAAACAAGUUAUUGUCUGACAGCAGAUUUUGUUGUGUGAUAUAUAUAGGCUAAAGAUGGCAAACAUUUAAAGCAUUCUUUAUGCACUGUAAACAUCUGACAUUGUCUUUUUCAGUUUGCAGAACAUCUUUCAAAUAAAGAAAUAGAUUUCUCAGUAAAAGCACAUGAUGUAAAUAGGUACAGGCUGCAAAUUGCCACCACACUUCUAGUAUUAGAGACUGGUAAGUAAUAUCCACCCAAGAGAUGUUAUUGCCACCCAAAGUAUGGUCCUGACUGUGCUAUCAAUGCUAUAUACAACUUCUUCUUCUGUCUUUGUUUUCACAGAUGAUUUAUCUAACUUGUGCUUUGUUUGUGGGGAAGCGACACAUGACACAGACAACAGAUGCUGUAUGCACACUUGCUCCAUUUUUGCUCUUAUUUAUUAUGUUAUUUGUUUAUUUAUUAUUUAUUCACAGUUUGUGCCUUGUUUUUAUUUGUUUGUGUUGUUUACUUGUACGUAUAUUGUGUACUAUGUCUUGUCACUGUGGAAUAGUAGUGUGAACAAAAUUUAAACUGUAUGUAUCUUGUCAUGUGAAGAAAUCGACAAUAAAGCAGACUUUGACUUUGA
This is a messenger RNA of Syngnathus typhle (broad-nosed pipefish), 5815 nucleotides long. RefSeq lists its product as uncharacterized. Gene Ontology annotation, biological process: DNA integration. Gene Ontology annotation, molecular function: nucleic acid binding. NCBI's taxonomy places the organism in Eukaryota, Metazoa, Chordata, Actinopteri, Syngnathiformes, Syngnathidae. The record is from RefSeq and is a predicted model, not a curated record. The transcript has 10 exons. The coding region runs from base 1756 to 4377 and encodes 873 amino acids.